Apiotrichum porosum is the source of this 1536-nucleotide messenger RNA. RefSeq lists its product as uncharacterized. NCBI's taxonomy places the organism in Eukaryota, Fungi, Basidiomycota, Tremellomycetes, Trichosporonales, Trichosporonaceae. The coding region runs from base 1 to 1536 and encodes 511 amino acids. The transcript is spliced from 5 exons. The record is from RefSeq and is a predicted model, not a curated record.
AUGCCGCCGCUCCUCACCGCUUGCCAGAGCCGCUGGGCACUGCACUCCCUCGUUGCUAUCCUCUCGGCCGUCGCUAUCGCAAGCUCGUCUGCACCAGUGUCAGGCACUGGCAUGUACAAUGGCAUGAUGGGCGACCUGCGUGGUGUCGUGGUCAUUGUCGGCGGCGUGGGGCUGCUCGGCAUCGGCCUCUUACGCGCCGCGUCCUUUCUUCCUCGCCCGUGGAGGGUGUACACCGACCGCAUCGAGUUCACCUUUGUUGCCAUGCUCUGGAUCGUGUGGACAUCUGCCACCAUGGCCUUUUCGCACUUUACAGUAGACCGGGGCGUGUGCUUCAACCCGGACAACAGGGCCAAGGGGGAACUGCACCUGCCCAGUUGCCCAUUACUGACAUUUGACUUGGCCCUGCUGCACCUCUUAUCGACGUCAACCCUUGCGCUCAUGCUCGUCGUCUUAUCCACGGUGCUGGCACCGGGAUACCACCUGUCUCACUCGACGAGCUAUGACGCCGACGCUGAGCAACUCCAGUCCAGCCCCAAGGGUGGCGGCCUCGUGCUGUGGGACUUGGCGCUGGCGCCCAUCGAACAGGGAGCUGGAGAGCGUGACCGCUUGCACGUCGAGCGAUACGGUGCGACAGAGCCGGAAGCCAGCGGCAGCGGUAGUGGUACUAGCGAUGCGCAGGAAGCUGGCACUGUGGGCAUUCUGCCAAGGGACAAGUUUGCAGAGGGGAGGGUCACGUCAUACGGCCUUCUCCUCGCGUGCUCCCUCGGCGUCGUUGGGUCGGCUGCUGCCAUUGCAGGCGGGGACGCUACCGGUGGUAGCCCGUUCAUCCUCGCUGUCGGCGCCAUCUCCUCCAUUUUCUCAACAGCAUGCCUUGCACUUCACUUUAGCCGCCGCGGCCAUGUCGCCGGCAAGCUGGACGACACGUUCCUUGCCCGCCAUGACCGCGCCAUCGAGGUCGCCGGUUCUGCGUCGCUGUUUCUCCUCUGGCCUCUCGCUGCAGUCAUCUACACGCUCCUCCCAGCCAUGGCGUACCGGCCGUGCGCCGAUCCCGCCACCUCUUCCACUCCCGCGCCCGACCUUGAAUCGCCCGCCUCGCCCCAGACACUGUGCUACUUCUCAUGCGCAGCCAUAUCGCUCGCGUGGCUCGCGGCCUGGGUCGUGCUCGUGCGCAUGCUCGGCCUCGUCUUCCCCAUGCCCGAACUCGGGUGGACGCCAAAGAGGGAAGCCUAUGAAGGUCCCGAGGCGCGUGGUCUGCUCGCCCCGGAACCGGAGCGCGACCGAGGGCACGACGUGGUGGUGGAGGAGAUGGACGACGAGGAAGCAGGCGACGAGGAUGACCAGUUCGCGCUGCGUUCCAAGCCCAGCUGGUCGUCACGGGUACGCGGGUACGUGCCAAAGCGCAAGAGCAAAAGCACACCUAGCCAGACAGUGCUAUCGUCGUCGCCGCCGCCCCCGCCGCCCAGGCCACAGGUCAAGUGGGGACGGCUCGUGGCUGGGGAGGAGUUUGAGCUGGAAGACGACGCGGACGACGAGUAG